Messenger RNA from Candidula unifasciata, 407 nucleotides. NCBI's taxonomy places the organism in Eukaryota, Metazoa, Mollusca, Gastropoda, Stylommatophora, Geomitridae. The record is from the annotation of a GenBank genome assembly.
CAGCAGGAGCCUGUCCUGAAUACUGGGAAAAACUUUCUGGCGAUGUUGAAGAUAAAUGUUAUCUCUUUGUAAGACCACUGCUUUCAUGGUUUGAUGGUGUGGUGGUCCCUUCUUGUUUACACAAAACUGGCGCCCCAGAGCUGGCGCCCCAGAACCUGCAAGGAGAUUUUCUCUGUCUACCGGCUUUGCAUUGGGUGUGGUUAGCAGCCCACAUUCUUGCCGGAACAAAAGUUUGGAGUCGGAUUUCUAACAACACUAGGAUUAAAUACACAAACUUCUACUGCCCAAACCCGGACAACUAUCAAGGAAGUAAGAAACUCAAUUACAGUUAUAUUUUAAUAUAUUUAUAUUUUAUAUAUGUAUAUAUAUAUAUGACUCAGAAAGCAUGCUGCGGAAGAUCAAGACAG